AUGAUUCAACUUGCCUCGUUUACUACCGACGCCGCCAUGUGUACCGUCAAGUCAAGCGACAAUAAUGCUCUGACCAAGUCAUUGCGAUCGUCGUGUGACAGGUGCCGCGCCCAAAAGCUACGUUGCGUCUCUUCCUCCGACCCUUCUGGCCCUUGUCAACGUUGCCUCCGGGGCAAGGAGCCUAAAUCCUGCACCUUCAGUCGACGAGGCCAAACAGGAAAACCCGCUGGCUCGGGGAGAGGAUCGGAUCACCGCCAGGACCCACAGAGAGAAACCCAUACCUCAACGAAGUUCAUACCUGGAAUGAACACGUUCACACUUUCAAGCCUAUCAUCGCCGGAGCCGUCAUCUGUCGAGAAGAGUCGCACAGAAACAACAACAACAACAACAGCAAGCGACAAAAACCGGAAUCUGGAGUCAGAUACCUUUUUAGACAGCCUCUGGAGCGACGAAUACACUACGUUUAUUGAUCCGGCGCUACCAUCCCAUAUAAAUACGUCCCCACUUGUGCACGGACUCAGUCACACGGAGGAGUGCGAUAUGUACGACUCGAAAAAGACAACGGGCAUGCAGGGAGACCCGAGCUUUCAAUUAGACCUCGCCGAAUUUCUCGACGUCCAGCAAAUGCUUGCUACUCCCCCCUACACGUCGUCAGGGGUAGACAAUUAUGCAAAUAUGGACAUGGAUGUGGGAAUUCUGGAAGAGGAAACACCCGGUCUUUUGGUCGAUCUUUCCAGCCUGCUGGGGAAACUGGCAAGCUACGAAAAAGAACUAGCGGAGUUGUACGGCAGCACGCUAGACAACUAUCCAAUAGGCGACGCAUUGUAUCUUUCCCAGCGCUUUCACGCUAUCCUGAUCAAUCACGGCCGCGUUCUUACCUUCGAUCAUGUAUCCGACACCGACAUGCCGACGCGACUCCUUUCGCUCUCCUGCUAUAUCUUAAUAACGCGCAUCUACCGGACGAUAUUCAAAUAUCUUUACACUCAAUUGUCACAACUCCCAGCAGCGUUUUCAACGCAGAAUUUGGGCGCAUCGUCUUGUUUGAUGGAUAACAACAUGAAUGCAUACCAGGGUUUGCGUCUGGGUCAGCUGCAAUCGAUAUCUGUUGGGUGGGAACCAGCCAUGCGCAUCAGGAAAGCCAUGUCCGUGCUCCUUAAUUCGCUGAGCCAUACUGAGACAGCGCUCGGGCUACCUGCAACUGUCCGGACCGCUUUGCAUGCGGAAAAGUCCCAGGAAGACACCGAUACGCCGACGACAGGAAGCAUUCCUCUUUUUGAGGAAGGGGGAGUCUUGGCACCAUUGAUUAAUGGAAGGUUACAGAAGAAGCUAAGAGAGCAUGAAAGAGAUCUGCGCGCUAAGGUGGAAGAUGUGGAUGACCUCUUAGAUGGGCUACUGGUACCCAGCAGAUAG
Molecule: messenger RNA, 1410 nt
Organism: Penicillium verhagenii
Lineage: Eukaryota; Fungi; Ascomycota; Eurotiomycetes; Eurotiales; Aspergillaceae
Product: Zn(II)2Cys6 transcription factor domain-containing protein
Exons: 1
Coding region: 1-1410 (469 amino acids)
Biological process (GO): regulation of DNA-templated transcription
Molecular function (GO): DNA-binding transcription factor activity, RNA polymerase II-specific; zinc ion binding
Source: RefSeq, a predicted model, not a curated record